Messenger RNA from Lolium perenne, 1114 nucleotides. Its product is annotated as expansin-B3-like. The record is from RefSeq and is a predicted model, not a curated record. NCBI's taxonomy places the organism in Eukaryota, Viridiplantae, Streptophyta, Magnoliopsida, Poales, Poaceae. Gene Ontology annotation, biological process: sexual reproduction. Gene Ontology annotation, cellular component: extracellular region.
UCACCAAUCAGGCAGCUCGCUAGCGAUGUCAUCCUUCUCUGUUGCCGUUGUGACUGCUCUCCUUUUCUGCCUGGCCGCCCAUGGCUGCUGCGCCCCUCCUCCUUCUUCUCCGCCCUGCGCGAACCCUCCUCCUACCCCGGUCACCACUCCACCUCCCUACGUGGCUCCUAGUCCACCCGCGCCCGAUUCUAGCGCCAACGGCACCAAUGCCGACACCGGCGGCUGGCUGGACGCCAGGGCCACCUGGUACGGCGCGCCUACCGGCGCCGGGCGGGACGACAACGGCGGCGCCUGCGGAUUCAAGAACGUCAACCUGCCACCUUUCUCCGCCAUGACAUCUUGCGGCAACCAGCCGCUAUUCAAGGACGGCAAGGGAUGCGGCUCAUGCUACCAGAUACGGUGCGUGACCCAGAACCACCCGGCCUGCUCCGGCGUGCCGGAGACGGUGAUCAUUACGGACAUGAACUACUACCCGGUCUCCCGCUACAACUUCGACCUCAGCGGCACCGCCUUCGGCGCCAUGGCGCUGCCGGGCCGGAACGACCAGCUCCGCCACGCUGGCAUCAUCGACAUGCAGUUCAAGAGGGUACCGUGCCAGUACCCGGGCCUCACGGUGACAUUCCACGUGGAAGAUGGGUCAAACCCGUAUUACCUAGCGAUCCUGGUGGAGUACGAGGACGGCGACGGAGACGUGGUGCAGGUGGACAUCAUGGAGUCGCGGCCAGACACCUCUAGCGAAUACGGCAUGUCACCCACGGGGGAGUGGGUGCCAAUGAAGGAGUCGUGGGGGUCCAUAUGGAGGAUGGACACACGGCGGGCCAUGCAGGGGCCCUUCUCGUUGCGCAUCACCAACGAGUCCGGGAAGGCGCUCAUCGCCAACAAGGUCAUCCCCGCCGACUGGGAGCCCAACGGCAUCUAUAGCUCCACUAUCCAGUUCGACUGAUUAUUUAGUCAACCCUACGUUUUGAAAAGCUAAACCAGCUUUUUCGAACAUCUUAAUUAGUAAAUGGAGGGGGUAGGUAUGUAAGUAUAUCUAUCCAAACUAUGAUGUUGAUGAACUAUAUGUAUGCACGUGUGGCUAUACUAGUGACCUCUCCGUGAGUUGGUUGAUUUU